Messenger RNA from Lineus longissimus, 1648 nucleotides. RefSeq lists its product as uncharacterized. The transcript is spliced from 5 exons. The coding region runs from base 53 to 1222 and encodes 389 amino acids. The record is from RefSeq and is a predicted model, not a curated record. NCBI's taxonomy places the organism in Eukaryota, Metazoa, Nemertea, Pilidiophora, Heteronemertea, Lineidae.
GCGUGGUCGACAGCAACCAUUGACAGCAAUUGAACACUCUAACUAUUGUAAGAUGGACGCCACUAAGCCAAAGGAUAAAAACAAAGAGAGAAGUGAUACAUCAGACACAUUGAAGAAGAAAAAAGAUGAGCCAUCAGCACACUGCAGUACCAAAUGGAAAACUGACACACAAAAAAGGCCAUUCGAUGACAAGUCGGUUCUUGGCUAUCUACAUAAUACCUCGCCGGUGAAACGUUCGAAAGCAAAUAACCCUUACUUCGAUGCUGAACUCCAGACUGGACCUUCCCAAUACUCACGUGUUGUGUGCUUUAACAAACACCACCACCAAUUCUUCAAGGAGUCUGAAGAAAAACGAAGCCCAAUCAAGCUCAUGGAUAUUGUCACUGCACCAAACUGGCAGGAUAAAAGUAAAACUGAUAUCAAGGUUACGAAAGAUACAACCCUAGAAGCAAACAAGAAAACUCUCGCUUUUAAACCACAGCAGCCACCAGUGAUACAACCGAUAACAACUACAGUUACAGAAUUUGUCCGAAAUAUCCCAUCAACAGAAAAAAAAAAGAUCAAUCUCACAGCUUAUGUCAGCGGUGUCGUCGAAGAGGAAUGUGAAAUAACAUUGAGCUACCGCUCAGAACCCACAAAGAAUAAAGUGUACGCUAUUGCGGACGAGAACACUUCCACGAAACUUACUGCAUGGGCAACGAUUAUCGACAGCAUCCAAGUACACAAUACUUACAAGUUCGAAAACCUGUCGGUGUCUAACUUUAACAUCAAACACUUGCAAACCACCUUCUCCACUAUCGUUACGAAGACCAACAGCAUGGAUAACCCAUGUUUGGACUUGCCAACUACCGAAGAAUUGACAGAACUCACUCAAGCAAAGUGUGAAACAGUACAGUCCGAAAUCGUAAUUUCCUGCAACAGCUGCCAAGCCAGUAUUGAUAUUGAUGACCUGUAUGAUGAUAUGUACAAAUGUAACAGCUGUGGGAUGCGUCAGUUAUCCAAUUCAGUAAUCAAACAAGUAAAAGUUAAACUCAAUUUAUCUGACCAUGGUGUAAAAUACCGUAUCAAUGCCCGCAACCCAGCAUUGUCUGAUUUCAUGAAAUUUCACCAGGCCCCAAUGGACACAACAGAAGAAAUUGACGGAUUCUUCCUCCGAGCUGAGCCCUUCGGGGUAAAAUUCAACACCAAUCUCAUGGCAGUAUCAUUCAGCACAGAGUCUUAAAUCACUUGAAACUUUAAUCACUUGCUAAAAACAAGUCUCCCACUGCCAACUUGAAUACACGGUGACCAGAAACAAUUGCAACCCAUAAAGGUACUUGUCACAUCCACUCCUGAAAAGGUACAUAUGCUUCAUAUUUCAUCUAUAUUGAGCCGCGAUGACAAUACUCUCCUGAAAGUUUCAAUUCCAUCAGUUCAACGGUCUUGUCUGGUCACCCUGUACUUAUGUAGUAUCAUUACAAGUUUAACCAAGUUAACUUCUAUACUUGAUUCAUGAGUAUUAAGUUAUGUCAAUCAUUCAUGUUCGUUUACCCUGUAUUGUUCAAACUUUGUAAAGUCUUGUGUGUUAGUAAAAAGACACCACUUCCUACAUUAUUUCUGUUAAUAAUUUUACUAGUAUUUUUGUUUCUUAAUCAAUAUUUCUAUAUGU